Messenger RNA from Saccoglossus kowalevskii, 1489 nucleotides. RefSeq lists its product as uncharacterized. The record is from RefSeq and is a predicted model, not a curated record. Gene Ontology annotation, cellular component: Set1C/COMPASS complex. NCBI's taxonomy places the organism in Eukaryota, Metazoa, Hemichordata, Enteropneusta, Harrimaniidae.
CGAGACUAUGCGAGACGUUGAACCAAAACAUUGAUUCAUAGCAACGCAACACCAAAGGCUGCUGUAGUAAUAUUCCGGUUCAUUACCAGAUAACACACAAUGGAUACAGAAUACCUAAAGAAACAUCUAGGCUUAACAUUAACACAAGCAUUGGCUGAAACUGCUGAGAAGAGGCCGUUAGACCCAAUUGAAUAUAUAGCACAAUGGCUCUAUAAAUACAAAGAAAAUGAACAUUAUCAUCAAAUGAAAGAUGAAGAGGCAAAGCAAUUGGACAUUCAGCGAGAAGAGGCAGAGCAAGAAAAAAUAAAGCAAGAGCAAAUGAAGGAAGAAGCAGAAAAAAUAGCAAAGCUAGAAGAGGAGAGAAGAGAAAAAGAGGCACGGGCAUUGGCUGAGGAUGAAGAAAUGUUAAAAGAUAAAUCAAACUUACCUGGUGCCCCAAGUUUAGCACCUGUGGCAGAAGGAGAUGAACCCCCAGAUGAUGGCACUAAGAAAGAGGGUGAGGCAGAAGGAGAAGAGGCGAAAGCGGAGGGGGAAGCCGAGGAGGGUGAAGGAGAGAAAACAGAGGGUGCUGAGGGUGAAACAAAAACAGAAGAAACAAAAACAGAAGAGGAGGCAAAAGAGGGAGAAGGGGAAGAAGGUGAGGCUAAAAAGGAUGGUCAGUCUGCACCUCAAAGCCCCGAACAUGUCGCAGACACCCCUUCAGAACAACCAACAGAUACCGGUACUCCAGCUGAUCCACCCACAGAAGAACCCUCAGAGCCCGAGAAAACUGAAGAAGCUACCAGUUAAACCACUCACUCUAUACAAAAUUUCGCAAUUUGCUUGGAGAGUGUCAGAGUGUGUUGAAAAAAAGCUGGUAGCUUCUACAUAAAUUCUACCCUUUACAUGCACUACCAUUCUAUUCCAUUGCCUAUAACUUUCUUCUGCAUCUAUAUAGCCACUCCAGGUAGACUUUCCUAUUUUCUCCUCACUAGAGUAGACACCUAGCGUGAUAACCACUAAUAAUUCACAUGCAUAUUUGAUAAUUAUUUCACCUGCUUUUUAUAGUCACUAACUGAUAACAUGCUUUUAUAUUUAACACUCACAGCGACCGAAGAAGAAUAGAGAAGAGUCUGUAAAAUAACUGGACUGUAGUGCACAGAUCUUUCACCAUAUUAACAUUAGUCACUCAUGGUGGAUGCUUUAAAUAUCAUAGCAGUUGUGUUAAGGUGUCAUAACAUUUUGGUGAAGGAGUCCAUGCUAUUUUGAAGAACAGCUUUUAGAAUGUUCCAAAUCAUUUCUAAAAAGUCUUCAAGCAGCUAGCACCAGCAUACAUCAUCCCAUGUUUUGAAAUUAUCAUUAUUAUGAUUUUAAGUCAAUCUUAGAAGGCAACUGAUUGACAUUGUACAGAUUAAUUUUUUUUUUAAUUUGUUAAAAUUUUUUUUCAUUUCCGUUGUGAUGUACUUUUCUUACUUUGUGAAGUAUGAAUACAUUAUUUUAUUGAAGAAUA